Molecule: messenger RNA, 1725 nt
Organism: Drepanopeziza brunnea f. sp. 'multigermtubi' MB_m1
Lineage: Eukaryota; Fungi; Ascomycota; Leotiomycetes; Helotiales; Drepanopezizaceae
Source: RefSeq, a predicted model, not a curated record
AUGCAUUUGUCGCUUCUUGCUGCCCUCAUCUUCUCCAUCUUGUCCAUCUUAUCGGUAAACGCUCUGGAUGAAGUCUUCCCGCACGUCAAUUCAGAGUCCUUCGACCAUGGCGCCUACGGGCCCUACCCGAAUCGGUCUUACAUCACUGAGCCAAAACUCACAUCCCCUCGCCUCAACAUCCAACAGUGGGAUUCCAGAUGCCACGAUGGUCUCUACAUCAUGACAUGUCUUCGCGGUGACGAUGUGGACAUCAAGGGCCAGAGUCCGAUGAUCCAUGACACGAAUGGCAGUUUGGUCUGGAUGAAUUCUACGUAUGGGGAGACGUUUGGACAUGGGGUGCAGAGGUAUAAAGGGCAGGACUAUCUGACUUUUUGGCAAGGAGAUGAUAGUGUGCAUGGACAUGGUGAAGGUAUAUAUUUUAUGCUCGACUCCAAUUACCGAGAAGCCUACAGAUUCUCCGCCGGUAACGGGAGGUUAGGCGAUCUCCACGAAUUCCGUAUCACGGAAGACGGAACUGCCUUGGUUACCCAGUAUCGCUACGAGAAAGGCCAAUGGGGCGACGAAAGCCCCAAGCCGCAAGGCUACAUCUGGGACUCGGUCUUCCAAGAAAUAGAUAUCGAGUCCAACACUGUAUUAUUCGAAUGGCACGCCUACGAUCACUUUGACAUCAACACAUCAGACUUUCCCUCCGGCUCAACAGGCCGAACGCAGUUCAGCGGCUACGACUUCUUCCACAUCAACAGCGUGGACAAGGAUGCGCUGGGGAACUAUCUUUUGAGCUCCAGAUAUUACCAAUGCGUGAUUUAUGUUGAUGGGAAGACAAACGAGACGCUGUGGCAGCUUGGUGGGAAAGCGAAUUCGUUUACGGAUCUUUCGGGUGGCCAGGCUACCAAGUUUGGGUGGCAGCAUGAUGCGAGGUGGACUUCGGAUCACAGCGGUAUCACGCUCUUUGACAAUGGGGCUCGCUAUGAUUUGAAGCCUGACGUGGAUGCCUCGCGAGGCGUGCACAUUGCGCUGGAUCUCAAAGCCAUGACUGCUGCGGUGAAGCAGUCAUAUGUCAAUCCCAGGAACAUCAUCAGUGCUUCGCAAGGCUCGAUGCAAACUCUGCCUAGCGGGAACGUCUUACUCGGCUAUGGAUAUAAUGCAGCGUGGACGGAAUUUGCAGUCGACGGGGAAGCGCUAUGUGACGUCCACAUCGGCAGCCAAGACUCCUUCAACACAGGCGCAGUACAGACGUACAAAGUCCUCAAGCACGCGUGGGUCGGCCUUCCUCUUACUAAGCCCAAAGCCGAGUUCGUCGAUGGCUGGGUACACAUGAGUUGGAACGGUGCGACGGAAGUCAAGAAAUGGAUUGUACAGGGCGGAAACAGUACGCUGUUGGACUCGAAGUGGGCUCUCGGGGAAUUGGAAUUCGACAAGGCUGGGUUCGAGACGAGUGUGCGGAUUGAUUGUGCGAGGUGGCGCUUCAUACGCGUGAGGGGCGUCAACGAGGAAGGGAGCGUGUUGGGGGAGAGCGAGCCGGUGCCUGUUGAUUGUCAGUACGAACAUCCUGGGAUGCGGAAAUUCACAUACGUCGAGGAGAGACCGUUAUCCUCCACCUGGGCCGGGAAAGUGCUCGAGAUAUCGAUGGUAAGCAUCGGCGGAGGUGCCGUGUACUCGCUCUGGCAAUGGCGGCUCCGCAGAGAUACGUAUGCCGCGAUUCAAGAUCUGCGGGCCUGGGCUUGA